Messenger RNA from Lobosporangium transversale, 868 nucleotides. Its product is annotated as ribosomal protein S5 domain 2-type protein. The transcript is spliced from 3 exons. The record is from RefSeq and is a predicted model, not a curated record. Gene Ontology annotation, biological process: nuclear mRNA surveillance; poly(A)-dependent snoRNA 3'-end processing; U4 snRNA 3'-end processing. Gene Ontology annotation, cellular component: nucleolus; nuclear exosome (RNase complex); cytoplasmic exosome (RNase complex). Lineage: Eukaryota; Fungi; Mortierellomycota; Mortierellomycetes; Mortierellales; Mortierellaceae. Bases 12 to 767 code for a protein of 251 amino acids.
CUUUUCUCACCAUGUCGCGUCUUGACCGCACCCGCACAUCUGCUCAUCAACUGCGCCCAUUCUUUUCCUCUCAGAACCUACUUAAUCGCUCCGAUGGCUCAGCCCAAUUUGAUUUUGGUGGAUCAUCCGUACUAUGUUCUGUCGUCGGCCCUGCAGAAGUUAAACUCAGGGAUGAAAAACUGGACAAGGCUACCAUUGAGGUUGUUGCUAGGCCACUAGUUGGCCUGCCUGGUGUCAAAGACAAGGCUCUCGAACAAAAUAUCAGAGAGUCAUUGGAGCCUUUGAUCUUGUCGGGGCUUCACCCUCGCACAAUGCUUCAGAUUGUAAUCCAAACAAUGAAAGAUGAUGGAUGUAUCUUGUCAACAGCCUUUAAUGCUGUCAUUUUGGCCCUUCUCGACGCCGGCAUACCUCUUAAAUCCAUUCUUGGGUCUGUAACAUGCAUGAUUGACGCACAAUCUAGCGAGAUAUUGCUUGAUCCGACAACAGAAGAACUCUCGCGAGCCAGAUCAACUCAUGUAUUUGUGUUUGAUAACAAGUCUUCAGUACAAUCAGAGCAAGGAAAAAUGAAUGUCGAUACAGAUGACCAAGAAGCAGGAACAUCUAGUUUGGCGGCAGUACUUUUCUCAGAUAGUACAGGAAUGUUCACAGAACAGGAGUACUUCGAGUGCGCACAUUUCUGUUUCAAGGCAUCACAAGCAGUACAUGGAUUCAUCAGAACAGCAGUGCAAAAAAAGCUAGAGAAAGAGUACCAGCAAACUCAAGCAUGAAAGGCCAAUCUAAUUCAUCCAUCAGGCUUUUAUUAUUAUCCACACAAUAAACACGACAUCCGUCAGCGCAUUAUUUUGCAUGACUUCUUGAUUUGUUCCGA